GCCACCCUGGUUUGAGCGCUCCGCCAUUCCGCCAUCGCUGCUCCUCCUGCAUUCCUCGAUCCACAAAAGGGCAAACAGCAUAACAGAUCAGAACUUUUUUGGCGCAUUUUCAUGUUCUUGGUCCACGAAUAAGAAGGCAGCAAGGCGAGGACCGGUGGCAGUUUGAUCGACCCCGGCCACUGGCGAUGCACGCCGCCCUCCUCUUGCUCUCCUUGACCAGCGCAUCAGCGUCCGUCCUCGCCGCCGUUGCGUCUUCCUAGGCUCCGACCCACCGGCGACGAUUGAUCGAUGGCGCCGCCCCAGGAGGGGGAACAAUGCGGGCGGCCGGCCAGCAGCGUCUUGGUGUGGGUGGUGACGGUGCUGCUGCUCCUCGCCGUGCUCGGCGGCGGCGGGUGCCUCGUGGCCUACGUCGUGCUGCCGCCGAGCGAGGCGCCCGGGUGGAUCCCCGCCGUCGGUCUGGGGCUCGUGGCGCUGCCAUGGGCGUUCUGGCUCGCCACGGUCGCCUACCGGUGCGUCACGACGCGCUCGGCCGACCGCGCCGUGGCGCCGGCGGCCGGCGGCGGCAGCAUUCGCUCGCGCGACUCGCCGGGCUCGUGAGACGGAUUUCGUUGUAAGAUGCCACUAGCUAAUUGUAAUUAAACUCUUUCAUUACCCAAGAUGUUAGUACCGAAUCUGUUGUCAGUAAGAACAUUUAGCACGGAGAAUCUGUGGGGAUCAGUUAUGCAUUGCAAUGUUUGCAUGAUUAUGAAGUAAAGAAAGUUCGUUAUCUUAAGGA
Hordeum vulgare subsp. vulgare (domesticated barley) is the source of this 775-nucleotide messenger RNA. RefSeq lists its product as uncharacterized. The record is from RefSeq and is a predicted model, not a curated record. The transcript has a single exon. NCBI's taxonomy places the organism in Eukaryota, Viridiplantae, Streptophyta, Magnoliopsida, Poales, Poaceae. The coding region runs from base 289 to 597 and encodes 102 amino acids.